Messenger RNA from Cynara cardunculus var. scolymus (artichoke), 566 nucleotides. RefSeq lists its product as uncharacterized. The transcript is spliced from 3 exons. Lineage: Eukaryota; Viridiplantae; Streptophyta; Magnoliopsida; Asterales; Asteraceae. The record is from RefSeq and is a predicted model, not a curated record. The coding region runs from base 31 to 345 and encodes 104 amino acids.
AUCCUCAGUUUCUGCAGAAGAACAACAAAAAUGGCGUUUUUGGGUAUAACAAAACUGCCAUGGCUGCCUCUGAUCUCGCUGGACUCCAGCCGGUUUUCAAAGCCUAUCCAUUGCACUACUCUUCAACAACAGGCUAUAAAUACGGGGAUCGAAUGUGAACCUUGUGACGGGAGAGGAUGGUUGGUUUGUGAUUUUUGUAAAGGUCAAAAGACGAAUGUCAAAUCUGAAACCAAUCGCAUCUACCGCAGAUGUCCGUCUUGCAGAGCUGUUGGGUAUGUGCUAUGUUCCAAGUGCAAAGUUUUCAAAUGUGUUACUUAUCCCGAUCAAAAUGAUGUCGAAUUCUGAAGUCGUUCUCCAACUCAAAUGGGCUCGUUUCUACUUGUUUUCUUUUGUAAGAUUACACUUUGGCCUAAAUUUUUUGUACCCAACCCGUUUCUAACAAGUUGUGACAAGAUUUGAUCUGUAAACUGUCGAGACGAUUGGAAAGAUCGUUAAAGGUUGAAUGGUUGUUGUUGUAAUAAACAACUCCUUAUGUGAAGCUAUACGACUAACCCCGUUGAUUGUCU